CUAAGCCGAGAAGGCAGUGAGCAAGGGGCCUAGCCAUAAAGCCGUCGGUUGGAGAUAGCGUGAUGCGCCCAGUACUUGUUAUUUUAGGGUUUAACGCAUACAUCCAGAAAUACCCUUCUUGGAAAUCAAGAUUUUAAGAGGUCACCAAGACAGCUUCCCCUCUGCUCCCCUCCGAAAAAGCAAAAGCAAACAGUUUCUUUAGGGUUUACAACCGGUCUCUCUUUGCAGAUCCGUUCUGUAUUGUUACAGCAACAGAUUCAUAAAAAAUGAGGAAGCUUAAGUUUCACGAGAAAAAGCUGCUCAAGAAAGUAAAUUUCUUGGACUGGAAAAGAGAGAACAACCAUAGAGAAGCCCAUGUUAUGCAACGUUACCACAUCGUUGAACGCGACGAUUACAAGAAGUAUUCUAGUGUGUGCCGGAUGGUGCAGAAGCUGACAAAUAUACUGAAGCAGAUGGACCCUAGAGACCCUUUUCGUGUUGAAAUGACUGACGUGCUUUUGGAGAAGCUCUACAACAUGGGUGUUAUACCGAGCAGGAAAAGCCUGGCGUUGUGUGAUCGCUUGUCGGUGUCAUCCUUUUGCAGACGUAGGCUUUCAACUGUUUUGAUGAGAUUGAAGUUUGCCGAACACUUGAAAGAAGCUGUAACAUACAUCGAGCAGGGGCAUAUUCGUGUAGGUCCUGAGACAGUUACCGACCCAGCAUUCCUAGUAACGAGGAACACGGAAGACUUUGUUACUUGGGUAGAUACAUCCAAGAUAAAGAGAAAGGUGCUUGAAUAUAACGAGAAGGUGGAUGAUUAUGAUGCAAUGAACUGAGAGAGCCAUGAAAUUGCUGCGCAAUUUUUUUUAUAAUGUCUUGUGUCUCUGGGUUUAAAUGCUGGGCAUACAUGAUUACAGCAUGGUGCAAGGCUUAUAUCUCAGAGCUACUUUUACUCUAGUGCUAAGAUCAAGAAUUUCUGGUGUUACAAUUUACACUUAUUUUGUGCUUGUGAAAUCUUAUUAGCGACCUUCUCUCCUUA
Molecule: messenger RNA, 1018 nt
Organism: Populus nigra (black poplar)
Lineage: Eukaryota; Viridiplantae; Streptophyta; Magnoliopsida; Malpighiales; Salicaceae
Exons: 4
Coding region: 267-815 (182 amino acids)
Biological process (GO): rRNA processing
Cellular component (GO): small ribosomal subunit; Mpp10 complex; small-subunit processome
Molecular function (GO): snoRNA binding; rRNA binding; structural constituent of ribosome
Source: RefSeq, a predicted model, not a curated record